Sitodiplosis mosellana (orange wheat blossom midge) is the source of this 5493-nucleotide messenger RNA. RefSeq names its product GTP-binding protein Di-Ras2. Gene Ontology annotation, molecular function: GTP binding; GTPase activity. The transcript has 8 exons. Lineage: Eukaryota; Metazoa; Arthropoda; Insecta; Diptera; Cecidomyiidae. Bases 1349 to 2164 code for a protein of 271 amino acids. The record is from RefSeq and is a predicted model, not a curated record.
AUGACUUACAAUACACAGUUCAUUCGCAAUAAAACAGACUGUGGUAUCACUGAGGCAAUACUUUCCCAAAGUGUAGUAUAUUUUUACCUUAGUGUGUGCAAUGUGUAUAUUAAUAUAGUUGUUGUUAUUGUUACUAUUAUAAUUAUUAUCGGCAGCAUGUAAAUAAAGUUUGCACUCUCGCAAAUCGACCACGACAUAACAGCGAAAAGAUAGAGGCUCCCCCAAAACCAACCAACUAACCACAGAAGCAAAAAAAAUAGAAGCAGUGAAAAGUACUGAAAAAAAAAAGCACAACACAGCAACAUGAACAAUUUAGCAAAGUGAUGGCGAUUGAAACGCUUUAAAAACGUUUAGUCGCUUAACGCAUCGGUGGUGGUGGUAGUGUGUGUGGUCGUGUUUUUUUUUCUUUCAAUAAUGAAUUUGUUUUGUCGUUGUUGUUUUUUUUCUCGAUUUGUUUGUCGCUGUUGGUCCAAUCGCAAAAUUUAAUCAAUCAUGAACAACGUUUUUUAGUGUUAAUUUUUUAAUCAAAAUUACCAGAUAGCUUUUGAAAUGACGCGUGUUACGUGAUACUCUUAUCAAUUGAUGUGUGAUUCUGCAGUGAAUUUAUUUCGGAUAUAUAAAAUGUAUUUAUCGAAUUCGAUUUGAUUCAAUCGAAAUAUAAUUAAAGUUUGAUUGAAUUCAAGAGAGUUGUUGCAUUGAAUAAAAUAAAAUUAAAACGAAAAAGAUCGAAAAACACGCAACAACAGCAGCAACAACAACAAAAAACCAACCAAAAAAGGGACAGGAAAAGGGCAAGAAGCGUAAGAGAGAGAGAGAGAGAGAGAGAGAGAGAGAGAGCGAAAAAGGCAACAAAAAGAGCGAAUCCAAUCAAAGCAAACAUCCGAAAAAGCUGAUGAAACUUCCCUUUGAAGAGCGAGCACGAUUACAGCGUUUGAUGCUCCGUGUAGUCACGCGAAAUAAAUCAAAAUCAUCGUUAGAUGAAUUAAAUCGGAUGUGAAUAUUUUUUUUCUAUGGAAAAACGCUAUAUAUUAGUAAAUACGAAUACAAUCAACACGUGAUCAAACUAAUCCUGCCUAUUUGAGGAAGUGAUGAACUGCGAUUCGAGCUGAUUCGAUGACAGGGCAAUUCUUUCAUAUAAAAAGAACAUCGCAUUAAGUGCUAACAUAUAAGUUUUUGUUUCGCGCCGAAAAACCAAGCUCAACAUUUUUCCGACGAGAGAUCCUGUUUCUAUUGCGAGAAAGGAACACACAGACAGACAGAGAGAGAGAGAGAAAAAGAUAGAUAACGCGCGCGCGAAAUUAUUUUGGACGGUUGGCUUGAAAUACGUAUUGUGUGGUGGUGGUGGAAAAUGUCGGAUUUACAAGAGCGAUUGCGACUCGUAAUUCUCGGUGGUCCGGGCGUAGGCAAAUCGUGCAUCGUUAAGAGGUUCCUAUUUAAAAGCUACUCGGACAAAUACCGAGCAACCAUCGAAGAUUUAUACAAUCGUGAAUACGAUUUUGGCAACGUCACACUGAAGGUGGAUAUAUUGGAUACUUCUGGAGACCAGCAGUUUCCAGCAAUGAGACGCUUAUCAAUAGCAACGGCACAUGCAUUUAUGCUCGUGUAUGCAUCAACAUCGGCACCGAGCUUUUUAAGCGUCAAAAAGUGUUUCGAAGAGAUUAGAGAACAAAGAGCCGAUUAUCAGGAAAUACCGAUCGUUGUCGCCGGCAACAAAUUGGAUUUAGCAUCAACCCAUCGAGAAGUUCAGAUUGAAGAUGUUUCCGAGUGGGUUUUUUGUGAGCUACCAAAAUUAAGAGUCAAGGUGAUCGAAUGCUCUGCAAAGGAUGAUAAUAAUAUUUUGGAAUGUUUUCGUACGAUUGUAUCAUUGUCGCGAGUCUUGCACGUUGACGGCGGUGAUGAUGGCACUUCAGGAUUGAAAAGACGCUCGUCAGCCUAUGUUAGUGCAACAAGUAAAGCAAGAGCCCGUUUGAGUCAUUCGGCGGUGGGCGAUAAAUCGCAGGUACAAGAAGGAAGUGGCACUGGAACUGGAACUGGAUCUAGCGAUGGCGCUCCAAUAGUAACCGAGAGUAGAAUUAAACCAAGAUCAAGAUCAUUGAUACGACGUUCAUCUCGAAAGACCAAAGCCCAAAUUCGCAAUACAUCUGACGAUUGUCAAAUUCAGUGAACAACAGAGCAACAAUAAAUAAGUCUGAAGGAGGAAGCUUAUCAUUCAAAUUUAAAACAAACAAAAAAAAAAUAUAUAGACCAUAGACAAAACAAGAAAACAAACUAACUAACACACAAACGCAUCCAAUAUCAAAUGUAAUGAAGCAAAAAAAAAAGUGUCCAAUUUACCCUACAACAAGCUAACUAAGUCCUGAACAUGUUCCAUAUAAUAAUGAAUAUUGUGAUUUUACAUUAAAAACUCCGCCAGAGGGUUUCACCAAAAUAAAAAGAACAAAACAAAAGCAAAACAAAAACAAAACCAAAACCAAAAAAAAAUCUAAAAUUUAAAAAAACGUUACACAAUUUUUAUAGCCGCAUCGGGCUAAUUUUUUCGAGAACUGUUAUAUCAUAUGUAGUAUUUGAAAAUGAAAAACGUCCGUCAUAAUCAUAAAAUUUAUUGCAUACAAAUCGAUAGAGUACGAGUUUUAAGGAGGGAAUGAGACCGAGUGAAUUAGACAAGAAAACAAGUGAACCAUUUGUAGACAAGAUGAAAGAGUCUCUAAGUAUUAAUCCGAUCAUCGUUAUUCUAUUUGAAGAAAUAAAAAAAGACAUACAAAGCGAGUGCUCUGAAUGCGAUUAUUUCGCUCAAUUUGUUAAUUGAAAGGCGAGUAAACGAGCGGAUGAAUGAGUUAUAUCGUAUGCAUGCGCGUGUGUGCGUGUGUGCAUUGGCAAAGCAUUAGUGGUUUCUUAGAUGAUAUCAUGUGAUUGGUGUGUCAUUGAACGCAUGUGCUACGACAUCAAGCAAUGACUCUCCAGACACGGUACCACAUGUGUAUAAAAAAUAUGUAUUAAUGUGUGUAUGCGAGAGUGUUUAUGUGUAUGGGUCGGAAUCGUCUCAAACAGAGCGAAGAAUCAAAUUACCAGCGCGCUAUUUAUUAGAAUUAUUAGCAAUUUAUUGAUGGCAUUUAUAAUAAUCAUGCAAUUUGGUGGCCACCACACAUUCUAUAUUCUACACAAUGAAACCUCCUUUUUUGCACAUUCAUACAGUCUCUCACAAACCUACCUCCUUAGCAGUCUCCCCUUUUUCUUCCAUCACUCACAUACUUUUGUCUCGGAUUAAUUUCCAAUGAUGGUGGCCCGUAAUAAUCGAUAGAGCGUGAACGAUUUUCGUGAAAUGUGCAAUUAAUCGCAUUCAAGCACUCACAAUUUGUUAUUCAUUUUAUAGUUUUAAGAAUGAAGGCGAAGAUGAGAAAAAAAAAUUGAAAAAAGCAUGUACAAUAAAAAAACAAAAAAAAAUUUAAAGCCAUAGUUAUAUCGACAGCAACAACAAAAAUAUGAUUGGUAAUCAUAUUGAUAUUCAGCACCGCCGAAAAGUAUUUUCUCUCUCCGUGAUUGCAUAUUUUACCCCGUUUUAACACACUUGGGGUCCGUUUUGAAAUGCACAUAUCUAUCCACAUUUCAUACAUAUACACACAGCACAUCCUAAAAGCAGAACACCCAGACACACACACACAUACACAUUUUCGAAUACGAAGCGCAAAAAUAUUUUUCGUGCUGACCAUUAAUUAUUAUGCCAAAUGAGCGGAGAACUAUUCAAACAAUGUCCAAUUAUAAAGUAUGAACCAAGGGGCUGGCUACCGGACAACAGCAAUGGAUUCGUAAUUGAGAGAGUGUGGUAGAGUAUUUGACGUACAAUAAUUAGAAUCGGUAGAAAAAACGGCAGAGACAGGUCUUUUUUAUACAUAUAUAUUUAAAUUGUUCGAAGCUUUUUACCACUCCAAAUUGAAUGUGAAUGCAAUGAAAAUUUACUUUGAAUUGUUUUAACUAUCACAUUUCGCUUCUUUGUUGGUUUUGAGCGUUUCGUGGCUUGUUGUUGUUUUUUCCUUCACUUUCUUUCGGAAAUUCACCGUUAUUUUUAAACGCAAUUGCACCAAAAAAAAAAAAGAAAAGAUUAUUCUUUAGUCCACCCACUUUAAUUUGCUGUGUACCGCUCUGAUGUAGUCAUCCCCUUGCGAUAAGAACGAAUGAGAAUAUAUAUUUCUGCUUGCAACCGAAAAGUAUAUAUUAAUUUUGUCUACACUAAUUGAUGGAAUGAUUCGUUUCGGUAUUUUUGAAGUUAUGGCUACAAAAUCUAAGUUGUUUUAAUAGAUAUAGCGUAGCGUAAAAGAGAGGGUUUGUAAGAGAAAAGGAAAAAUGAAAAUUGAUAGCCAAAAACCCCUGUUUUUGCAUGUAUGCACACAGACACAAUUUCUCACAAAUUUUAUUGAAUCCACAAGAAUUGGCCAAAUGGAAAUAAAUUCAAAUUCGGUAAUUUUCAGAUGAAAUGCAAUGGAAAUCACAAUUUUAGCAAAUGAACUGAAUACGGCAGUGCAUCUAGUGGAAAUUCCAUUAUGCAUCAUGCACAUGUUUGGCUCUACCAUUUUGCUCUAUCUCUACUCUCAUUGAUUGAGCUUCAAAAUAUUCCAAUUUCGUCAUUGCAAGUCUUCGCAAAGAUGUACAGUGUACACGCAAUUCGUGUUUAUUCCUUUUUCCUCGAAUUCGAUCUCCAUUCGAUAUAUAGACCAGUCGAGUGUGAGAAAGAUGGAGAGAUAUAGAGAGAGGGAUAUGAACAGACAUAGAGAAUAAGCUCAUCAACUUCACCAUCUCUACGGUAUCAUAUUAAACGAAAAUGAAAUUCGCAACGAAACUCAGCCAUUUUACCAAUUGAUGAUGAUAUUGCUGGUGAAUGGACCAUAACUCACAUAAAACAGGCGUGUACGGUAGUAAUCAAUUGUUGAUUUUCGGUACUUGUUAGUUUAUUGUCAGCCAAGUGUUGAAGAUGCAAGCGUUGAAGAAUGGAGAAACUGUAGAGGCAGAAAAAAAGAACAAGAAGUACCUGAUCGAUUACCAAAGAGAGAGAGAGAGAGAGAGAGAGAGAGAGAGAGAGAGAGAGAGAGAGAGAGAGAGAGAAAAGAGAUAGAACGAGUAAGUUGUUAGAACGCAAACCGUCUGCAUUUUCCCAAAUUAUGUCCCAAUGAGAAUCGAGAGAUACAGACAAAGACGGCCAAUAAACGCAAAUAUCAGACUCAUUCGCAUGAUGCUCAAGCAAUGGAAUUUCAGAAAUUCUAGCGAAUUCAAUUGCCGCAGUUGUGAUUGCCAAUGCAUUUCACUCCCAAUGAAUUAAAGCCUAGUUUACAGUACAGUAAAGAAAAAAUCGUGCUAAUUUCAAAACGAAGCAAAGAUCAAAGAAAAAAUCAAAACAAGAAAAUCGUGCAUUUUUCACCGUGACGAAUUGUUCUUCCCUCGAACUGUAAUCUAGGCUUAGAAUAAACAGAAGAAGAAGAAGAAGAAGAAAAAGAAGAAGAAAAA